This is a messenger RNA of Thunnus maccoyii (southern bluefin tuna), 2654 nucleotides long. RefSeq names its product enolase 4 (gene eno4). The record is from RefSeq and is a predicted model, not a curated record. The transcript is spliced from 13 exons. Gene Ontology annotation, molecular function: phosphopyruvate hydratase activity; magnesium ion binding. Gene Ontology annotation, biological process: glycolytic process. The coding region runs from base 50 to 1780 and encodes 576 amino acids. NCBI's taxonomy places the organism in Eukaryota, Metazoa, Chordata, Actinopteri, Scombriformes, Scombridae. Gene Ontology annotation, cellular component: phosphopyruvate hydratase complex.
UGGUAACAGACAACACAUAGCCUGCAGGGACAGUGACGACACCUGGACGAUGUCUUAUCAGGGGUUCAUCAGCCGUCUUUCUCAAGAGGAACAUGACUUCUACGAGAUUAAAAACGCAGCUGCCGAGUUUUACCGGGUGAACAGAGUGCCCGAGGAGAUAGAGAGAGCUCUGAACGAGCUCUUCUUCAAUAAGCCCGAAGACCUUCACGGUUACCUGGCAAAUUACUUUACAAAGCUCUCUGCACCACCAAGGAUCAGCAGAGUGAAGGGGAGGGAGGUCCAUGAUGCAAAAGGACAACUAACAGUUGAGGCUGAGGUCUUCUGCAUUAUCUGCAAUAAGGAACAGAGCAUGUCAUCAGCUUCCAUCUCCAGCCACUUCGGGCCCAAGGAGACUUCACUUCAGAGUAAGGAAAGAGGUGACCAUGUGAUGACUGCUGUCCAGUGGAUCAACCAACCUUUGAACAAUCUUCUGAAGGACCAGAACCCCUGUGACCAAUCAAAAGUCGACCUUAUCCUCAGCGAUUUCUUCAUGGCCUGCUACCUGGAGGAGAAAAACCUCCGGAACAGAGAGAGAGAAGAGAGUCGUUCACCUGAGUCUGACGUGGUUCUUCCUUCUCCACCACCUGCACAGACUAAAGACAAGAAGGGUGUUGAUAAAGGCAAAAAGAGCAACACUGCAGAGAAGCCAUUUCAUCCACCAGAACCAGCAGAACCAGUGCUGCUCGGAAGCUUGGCCAUUGGCUCAGUGUCUCUGGCUCUGGCCAAAACCGGGGCACAGAUACAGGGCAUACCUCUAUACAAGUACAUAGCAGCUCUGCAGAACCAAGAGGCUCCAACACGGUUUCACAUCCCCCUCUCCUUGGUAACUUUGCUGAGCUGUGGGAAGACUUCUCCAGGAAAACUCAGCUUACUGGAGGAAGUCAUCCUCAUCCCUAAAGUCGGACAACGAAUCAAACAAGUACUCCACUCUUCAGCCGCUCUCUGUAUCAUCACAAUGACCCUUGAGUUACAGAAGGAGAUGAUGAGAAUAAUGAAUACUUCAACAAAAUCUGGGGCCGCUCAGGCCGUUCUGUGUGACCGCGGAGCUCCGGCCGUGAGCUACGAACGACCCGAGCAGCCUCUGGAUCUGAUCACUGAAGCCUGCAGUAACCUUGGACUGGCACUGGGAACAGAGAUCCAUCUGGCGUUAAACUGUGCUGCCCCUGAGUUAAUGGACUAUUCUAAAGGAAAGUAUGAAAUCGCAACAGGAGUUUUAAAGUCUCCCGAUGAACUAGUGGACAUGUAUCAAGCCCUCAUCAGCAAAUACCCAGCAGUGGUCGCCUUAAUCGAUCCAUUUAGGAGAGAGGACACAAACCAGUGGGAGAAGCUGAGCAAUGUGAUUGGAGACUCAUGUUCGCUGCUCUCUGACAUCACCUACAAGCCACAGGCUCCACCCCUACCAGGAGUCAGAGGUCACAUCCUAAAACACAUGAAUGAGACAACAGUCAGUGACCUGAUCCGCAUCACAUCAGAGCAACAAGGUGCAGUGUUAAUGGGAACAACAUGCAAUGAGCCCUGCAGUGAUGAGUCCCUGUCAGAUAUGGCUGUAGGCCUGGGCCUGGACUAUGUCAAACUGGGAGGUCUGAGUGGUGCUGAGAGGAUGACUAAAUACAACCAGCUGAUUUCUAUAGAGGAAGAACUGGCCCAACAGGGAAUGCUGGUCUCCAAGGAGAAGCACCCCCCUCCACUGUUCCCUGAAGAACCACAGGAGCAAUCCCCUGCUGCAGGGUGUACAGCCUGAACAAACACAGCUCACAUCUUCUGUUUGUAUGAAGAAAAUAUUAUUGAUUUCAACAAGACUUCAAAUGUGUGUCAGCGGCACCACAUCCUAUUUUACUGUCAUGAUUCAAUUCCGCUGUUAUCACUUACUUUCAGGUCAGGAUUUCUCUUCUUAAACCAACCGAGUUGAUUAUACAGAGAGUGCAUUAAUUUAGAGCUAACGUUCCGUUUGAUUUAAAAAUCGGAGGGAAAAAUCAAUAUGAAGCUAUUCAUAGAGAGGCUAAGUGGUUAAACACGACCUUCAAUAAAGCAGUUUGUAAAACCUGCAAACCUCUCGUCGCCACUUCACGUAUAUAGAAGCCAUAUUAUCAGGUGCCGUGCACUAGACGUCCUUAAACAAACACAGGUCUGCUUUCAGGUCACAAUCAUCUCGAAAAAAAAUAACAGCACUCAUGAGCCAUAACACAGCUGCUGAAAGCACUGAACAGCAACACGUGAGCCCUCAGUAUUCACACAGUAUAAACAGUGAGUGAUCCAUUUUCACCUGAUCACUCAUGUUUACUUCAUGUUUUUUUUAAUUUUUUUAUCAGUAACUUUGUAUUUCUUGGUGAGACAAAUUUCUUGCCAAAAAAAGACAAAUAUUCAGCUUUCAGAUUCAGAUUUGUAGAUGGAGGUAGAGAAAAACACUUUUAUUUGCACAGCAACGCUGUGUCAGCCAUCUUGAAAAAUCCUCAGAAACAGCAUCUAGAUCAGUGGUUCUUCUUUCACUUGCAAACCCUUAAAACAAAGCUUUGUCUGCUUGGGAUCCUUUGUCAAAGUUUGCAUGUCAGUGGUAUUUUAUUUAUGAUUGCAGAGUAAACUUGUCCACUUCAAAUAAAAAAAGUUUAAAAAAAGAA